GAGCCCCGCGCCCGCCCGUCUGCUGCGCCCGCCGCGCCGCGCCUCCCCGGGCCGCCCGGUGCGCGUCCUCCGAGCCGGGCUGGCCGCCGACGCCCGCGAUGCUGCCCCGGCUCCCGGAUUUCCAGGCGACCACCCUCGCCAGGUUCAUGAACCACUGGGUGCCCGCCCACAAGAGGUACCAGCCCACGGAGUACGAGCAUGCGGCCAACUGUGCCACCCACGCUCUCUGGAUCAUCCCCAGCUUCCUCGGCAGCUCCAACCUCUACCUCCUGUCGGACGACGCCUGGGAGACCGUUUCCGCCUGGAUCUACGGCCUGGGCCUGUGCGGGCUCUUCGUGGUGUCCACCGGUCACACGGUCUCCCGGAAGAAGCGCCACCUCAGGAUGGUGGAGCGCUGCCUGCACAUGUGUGACCGCAUGGUCAUCUACUUCUUCAUAGCGGCCUCCUACGCGCCCUGGCUGAACCUCCGGGAGCUGGGCCCCUGGGCUGCCCACAUGCGCUGGCUGGUCUGGGUCAUGGCCUCCGUGGGCACCAUCUAUGUCUUCUUCUUCCAUGAGCGGUACAAGCUCCUGGAGCUGCUGUGCUACGUGGUCAUGGGCUUCUUCCCCGCCGUGGUCAUCCUUUCGAUGCCCAACACCGAGGGCCUCUGGGAGCUGGUGGCCGGAGGGGCUUUCUACUGCCUGGGCACCGCGUUCUUCAAGAGCGACGGCCGGGUCCCCUUCGCCCACGCCAUCUGGCACCUCUUUGUGGCCUUCGGUGCCGGCACCCACUACUAUGCCAUCUGGAGGUACCUCUACCUGCCCAGCACCCUGCAGGCCAAGGUGUCCAAGUGAGGCCCCGACGGCGUCCUGGGAGUGUUCCUGCGACUUCAGCCCAGAGCGGGCGCCCCGGCCGCUGCCCUCCUGCGGACGGUCUGAGGUCGGUGGCGGUGGCGGCCACACCAUCCCUCCGGCCCCAGGUGAGAAAGAAAGCGUUGGUCAGGGCUGAGGGGGAUUAACCCUGUGAUGCACUUACUCCCGACAAGUGUCUCCUGCCACAGUGGACGUGAGCACCUGCGGGGAGGGAGCGGGCUGCCCUGCAGGUGGCAGAACCGGGCCAGCACCCUCUUGCGUCCCCAGACGCCGGGCCGGGCCGGCGGUGGUUCCCACCGGUGGCCGGGCCUCCUUUUCUGCUACCAGAGUCCUGGCCGGGGUGCCCCUGCUCAGGGAAAGCCGCCUGGCGGUAGGGCGGGGCCGGUGGGACGGUGACCGGGCAGGCAUCACCCAUCGACCGCCGCCCGGCGCUGUCGGUUCCCACGGUGCUGGGGCCGCCGGACCAGCCGGCUGGCACUCACGGAGGCCCCUGGUGGGCACGUGGCCAGGCUGGUAAAUGUCCCGCGUGGGCUGUGUGUAUCUGCACGCCCUCUGGUCCUUUCUGGGAAGCGCCUGGGGUGGGCAGGGGAGCGGUGUAGGCCACGGGGCGCACACCCCGCUGCCUGGCCCGCUGUGCCGUCCUUGGUGCGGAGGGAGCAGCUGGGCUAUUGCGUGGCCAUGUUGUCUCACGCCCGGAAGCCAGGGGAGCUCCGAGAGCCGUGCCCCGGGCGCAGCGCCUCCGGGCCUGCCCGCUGCAGGUUAGGGCUCGUGACACUAACAUUCAGGGUCUCGCUUGGUGCCAUCAAUGGCCCUGGAAGGCUCGCCCCCGAGCCCAGAGGGAGGGCCCCCGAGCUCAGAGGGAGGGCACCCUGACCUCUGGAGCCCCGAGCAGCCCAGCCUCAGGCCUGGGGCAGCGCCAGCCCCUGCGCACCUGGCACACAGAUGGGCACUGGAAGGCCCCGCCCAGC
Messenger RNA from Myotis myotis, 1819 nucleotides. RefSeq names its product monocyte to macrophage differentiation associated 2 (gene MMD2). Gene Ontology annotation, molecular function: pore-forming activity. Gene Ontology annotation, cellular component: membrane. The record is from RefSeq and is a predicted model, not a curated record. Lineage: Eukaryota; Metazoa; Chordata; Mammalia; Chiroptera; Vespertilionidae.